Ostrea edulis (European flat oyster) is the source of this 1730-nucleotide messenger RNA. RefSeq lists its product as uncharacterized. The record is from RefSeq and is a predicted model, not a curated record. NCBI's taxonomy places the organism in Eukaryota, Metazoa, Mollusca, Bivalvia, Ostreida, Ostreidae. The transcript has 5 exons. Bases 1 to 1026 code for a protein of 341 amino acids.
AUGGUAUACGGGAUGAAUAUGAAAUCGACACAAGGGAUUUUCAGAUGGACCUUCUUUGUAAUCUUAUAUCUUGCUGAAACAUACGGAUACACUGUUACAUAUGAAUUUGGAAAGGACUGUUCCGUAUUCUUGGAGGAUCUGGACGAGAAUCGUCAAGUUUAUGUUGAGUACAAUGGGGGUUACGUUGGUAUCUUCUGCAAUGACAUAUCGUUUAAUGGAAAAGGAGAUGAAAUAAUGGAUGAAUAUGAAGUGUGUGUUACACCUCAGUACUUUGAGGAUCCGGACUGUGCCAUAGAAUUAGAAUAUAAAGCAAGUGUUACUGGCGGCACCUUACGGAGUGUAACUUGUGCCUCAAAUUACAACGAGAAAUUGUGUGGUGCUCGUGAGAAAUCUAUGUUCAUAUAUUUGGAGAAACGAAAUGGAAAAGACACAUCACAUGCCAGAUUUAAGCUACUCGUCACAGCCAAUAAGGUUUUUGAUUAUGGGAGUACCGUUGGAGCUGUCAUCGGCGGUUUGAUUGGGGGCAUUGCUUUUAUCGCCUGUGUGGCAGCUGUGGUGUGUCACUUUGUGUGCAAGAGAAAGGCAACGCAAGGACAAAUAUUAGGCCCGAGUCCAACAGUUCAAACUCCAAUGCUAAACCAACAAGCAUAUCCAUAUACACCAACCAAUUAUCAACAGCCUUCCAUGAAUACAAAUCCAUAUCCGAUAACGAAUUAUUCAACACCAUAUUCAGCGGAAUACAAUAUGCAAUCCCAACCUCAACCAGAGCAGCGAGAACCAGAGCAGCGAGAACCAGAACAGCGAGAACCAGAGCAGCGAGAACCAGAACAGCGAGAACCAGAGCAGCGAGAACCAGAACAGCGAGAACCAGAGCAGCGAGAACCAGAACAGCGAGAGCAGCGAGAACCAGAACAGCGAGAGCAGCGAGAACCAGAACAGCGAGAACCAGAGCAGCCGGACGUUAGACAACAGGCAAAUAUUCAAGCUUCAGACAAGCCUCCUAGUUAUGAUGACGUGAUGGGAUAAAUUCAUUCUCUGUGUUAAAUCAAAGUUUAUUUUCAAUGCUAUUGGAGAGCGUAAGAUGAAGAUGUUUGCUGCUUGCAUCCAAUUGAAAUUGUUGCAGCUCUGCUUUGUUUAUAUAUAUAUAUAUAUAUAUAUAUAUAUAUAUAUAUAUAUAUAUAUUUGUGUGUGUGUGAGGUUUUAAUCCGUGUUUUAUUUUUUGGGUGGUAUUCCUUUAAUUUACAUAUUCAUGAGGUUCAACCUAGUGUUUUAUACUGUUUCGUGGGAUUUCCAUGUCCUCCCUAUUUUUCCAAUUUAUCAUUUCCAUAUUUACACACGUGUUCAUGCACAUGACAUGUUGUUUUAUUUCAAUCAUAAGAUCUUUUAUGGAUCCCAUCAAUGACUGGUAUUGUACUUCCUAUAUUGGUGCUUCUUAGAAAUACCAUGAAUUCAAUAUUUUAAAUCAUUUCAAUAUGGUUAUGUAUUAUUACUGUGAUAUAUGUCAUGCAAGCCAUUAAUGCAUAUGCAUACAUUGUAUGCUAUUGUUGAUCCGUACCUACAUGUAUAAGACUAUGACUCUGGUGCUAAAGAUGCGCUUAACAUAAACUAUUUAAAACCAAUAUUGAAGUAUAAGUUCAUUUCUUAAGCAAUGGCAUUGUCUAAAUUUCAAAGCUCUCUUGAUAUUGAUUUCAUUGAUCGUUGUAUCGUAAUGUAUAAAAUACGUCAUACCU